AUGAAAAGGGAAGGUCGUCAACACGGGUUUGUUCGGACGUGGAUGAUUCUUCAGGCGAAAUUUAACUCACGACUUGCAAACCAAUAUGUGAACCAGUUGCAUUCGCCACCAGCUUUUGGAGUCUUUACCAAAGUGUCAUCAAAACCGACUAACCAUUCAAAAUUCACAGGAAAAUGUGAAAAAAUCAAGUUCAGUAAUUGCCACAUGUCGCCGGCUACCAAAUCGGCGGACAAAUCUAAAGGUCGACAUAGACUAAAAGCAACCAUUUGGUUGGCUGAGGAUAAGCUUGACGGGUUCGUAAGGUUGGACUCCUUCUCUGCUAGAAGUAUUGUGCAUCAAUUAUGUGGUGAAGAUCAUGAGGGUCAUGUGUAUGAUCAUGUUAAAGAAAAUUGA
Eruca vesicaria subsp. sativa (arugula) is the source of this 393-nucleotide messenger RNA. The record is from the annotation of a GenBank genome assembly. NCBI's taxonomy places the organism in Eukaryota, Viridiplantae, Streptophyta, Magnoliopsida, Brassicales, Brassicaceae.